Ostrea edulis (European flat oyster) is the source of this 1067-nucleotide messenger RNA. RefSeq lists its product as uncharacterized. Bases 1 to 1059 code for a protein of 352 amino acids. Lineage: Eukaryota; Metazoa; Mollusca; Bivalvia; Ostreida; Ostreidae. The record is from RefSeq and is a predicted model, not a curated record. The transcript has 4 exons.
AUGGUACUAAAAGUCCACUUUGCUCCGUCCUUCUUAGAAUCGCGUUUGAAUGUCCUAGUCAGUGGAAAUUUAGCUAGGUUUUAUGAAAAUAAUUUAGUUCAGAUACCAGAUGAAAUUUUGGUGAAGUAUUUUAGAAAUAAGGGUGCCACUGUCUUGGUAUUUUCGGUUAAUCAAGUUCCAGAGGAAAUCUUUGACUGGGAUUACGAAGCACGGUGUCGGUACGUGGAGUGUGCUAAAAGAGGAACACAGACAAUACACAGAGCGCGUCUGAUGAUCGUGGGCUGUGCCGGAGCUGCACUAACUAAGGGCACAGGAAAAGAUAACAAGCAGAUUCUGAGUGUUGUGGACUUCGGUGGACAAUGCGCCUAUUACGCCUGUCAUCAAGUUUUUCUCAGCAGAAGAGCAUUUUACCUUCUGGUUUUGGACAUGUCCAAAUCUUUCAGUGAAAAGGUUGAUGAAAGUCGAUGUGAACAAAAUGGGACAAUCUUUGCGGACUGGACUUACGGAAGAUAUGCAAGGUUCUGGCUAAAUUCAAUCCACACAUAUUGUGCAGAGGAUACGACAGUGAUUGUUGUAGCAACACACAGCGAAAAUACAAAUGAAAAGGAUAAAGGCGAGUUCUUUGAUAGACUUUUGGAUUUGCUUCCGGCAUAUGAUGCAAAUCUUAAGAAGCAUUUCCACCCGGAUAGAUGUUUCUUUAUCGGUCUACCUAUUGAUGAUACCGGCUGCUUGGAUCCUUUAUCUGACUUAGAAAACUACAUUGUUUCCACCGCCAGGGAACACAGAUGGAAAGAAUCUAUUCCCAAAGAAUGGUCAAUUAUUGAAUUAGUUUUCAUUAAGCUGAAAAAAGAGUCAAUUCAAAGGAUUAUCCCAGUCUGGGAGCUUGAGAAGAAAUAUUGGCCUGAUUCGAAAGAUGCUCGUGUGAAGGUACAGGAUGCUUUACGCUUUUUUAAUGACAUCGGUUUGAUUCUUUACUUCAAUGAAAAGGAACUGUCAAAAUCACUUGUUAUCGAUGUCCAGUGGUUCGUUGAUUCUUUCAAGUUCAUCAUAUCAGACUAGAAGCACGU